Messenger RNA from Mercenaria mercenaria, 172 nucleotides. RefSeq names its product ATP-dependent zinc metalloprotease YME1 homolog. NCBI's taxonomy places the organism in Eukaryota, Metazoa, Mollusca, Bivalvia, Venerida, Veneridae. Gene Ontology annotation, biological process: protein quality control for misfolded or incompletely synthesized proteins; mitochondrion organization. The record is from RefSeq and is a predicted model, not a curated record. Gene Ontology annotation, molecular function: ATP binding; ATP-dependent peptidase activity; metalloendopeptidase activity. Gene Ontology annotation, cellular component: mitochondrial inner membrane.
GAAUCAUAUGCUAGAGCUACAGAAAUACUGAAGUCACAUCACAAAGAGCACUUGUUACUCUCAGAAGCUUUAAUGAAAUAUGAAACUCUUGAUAAAGAUGAAAUAAAAGCUGUGAUUGAAGGCAAAUCUUUAAAAAGAAAUGCACCUGAGAAGAAGAAGAAAUGAUAACAUA